Linum tenue is the source of this 315-nucleotide messenger RNA. Lineage: Eukaryota; Viridiplantae; Streptophyta; Magnoliopsida; Malpighiales; Linaceae. The record is from the annotation of a GenBank genome assembly.
AUGGAGGAGUCGAAGGGGGAACAGACGACUGCUACCGACGCUCAAAAGUCUCCCACUUUACCGGCGAGCGUCAUCGUCAACGUUUUGUCCAAACUCCCGGCGAGAUCUCUGUUCCGAUUCAGGCUCUUGUCCCGUAACUACCUCAACCUAAUCCAAUCCCCUGAUUUUAUCGCCGCCCACGCCCGCGAUUCCUGCCUCAAUCGCGCCGGUCUCCUCCUCCUCGCCGAAUCCCUCUCCGGCCCAGUGGCGUCCUUCUUACCGCGCCGGCGAUACCCGACAACAGCUGCGGCGGAGGAACGUCAAGCGAACAAGUGA